This is a messenger RNA of Colletotrichum truncatum, 1896 nucleotides long. RefSeq names its product sugar transporter. Gene Ontology annotation, cellular component: membrane. The record is from RefSeq and is a predicted model, not a curated record. Gene Ontology annotation, molecular function: transmembrane transporter activity. Gene Ontology annotation, biological process: transmembrane transport. Lineage: Eukaryota; Fungi; Ascomycota; Sordariomycetes; Glomerellales; Glomerellaceae.
AUGGAGAAACCUUCAGGGACUGGGCCAUCAAAGACUGGCUCAGACUUAGGCCUCGGUUUCGACACUAUCACAGUCAGUCACCAAGAGUCUCAGCAGAGGUGCCAUGAAAAUGAUAAGUCAAUAGAAAAUGUUAAGAAUCCGUUCAAUGGUAUUUCCAAAAGUCGCCUGUUGAGCAACGUCUCACACUUUGUUGAAGAGAUUGGCCAAAGAGACCAUAUUGAAUACUUCCGCAAGGGCGCGCUGGCCGCUCAAAGUCCAGGUAAUUACAGUGAAAUAGAUGAGCUGACUGACGAUGACCGAACCACACUCCGCAACGAAGUUGAGCAUCGAUGGAAGCAUCCCCCGGCACUGUACUUCACUAUUCUCAUGAACUCCAUCAGCGCUGCAGUUCAAGGAUGGGAUCAAACUGGUUCCAAUGGUGCCAAUUUAUCAUUUCCACAGGCUUUUGGUAUUUCUGACAGAGGCGACGCCUGUCUUGCGGCCGGUACCUGCGAAAGAAACUCAUGGAUAAUUGGUGCCAUAAAUAGCGCGCCGUACAUGGCGAUUUGCCUUUUUGCUUGUUGGCUGUCUGACCCCAUCAAUGACUGGCUCGGUCGACGUGGCGCCAUCUUCCUCGGCGCUAUUUUCAGUGUUGUCGCGCCCCUCGGUCAGGCCUUAAGCCAGAGCUGGCUACAAAUCCUGAUCUGCAGAAUCCUUUUGGGAAUUGGAAUGGGGCUAAAAGAAGUCACCGUACCCGUAUUCUCGGCUGAGAAUGCACCUGCAAACAUUCGUGGCGCCCUGGUCAUGUCGUGGCAGCUUUUCGUCGCCUUUGGAAUCAUGUUAGGCUUCAGCGCUAACUUGGCUUUUGUCGACACUGGCGAUAUCGCUUGGAGGUUACAGCUUGGCUCGGCAAUGAUACCAGCUGUUCUCCUUGUUUUCGGCAUUUACUUUACACCGGAAUCACCAAGAUGGCUUUUGAAGAAGGGAAGAUACGCAGAUGCUUACCAAUCACUACUUAAGCUACGAGGAAACAACCUGCUUGCCGCUCGCGACUUGUACUACAUCCACUGCCUGCUACAAGAGGAGAAAGUGUUGAUUGUUUCGAAUGGAUUUGACAAGGGAAGCUUUUUCACAAGAUGUUGGGAACUCUUUAGUGUUCCACGCAUUCGUCGUGCGACUCAAGCAUCAGGCAUCAUUAUGGCAGCCCAGCAGUUUUGCGGCAUAAAUAUCAUGUCUUUCUAUUCAUCGACAAUUUUCGAACAAGCUGGAGCAAGCAAUAAAGUUGCACUUCUAGCCUCGUGGGGAUUUGGCAUGGCCAUGUUCAUCUUCGCCAUUCCCGCUUUGUGGACCAUUGAUACCUGGGGCCGGAGAACGUUGCUUCUUGCAACGUUUCCCAACAUGUGCUGGACUUUAAUGGCUGCCGGAAUGGCGUUCUACAUUUCGAUGCAGAGCCCUGCACAUCUUGGCGUUCUUGCUGCUUUCACCUAUGUCUUUGCUGCCUUCUAUGGUCCAGGAGAGGGCCCAUGUGCUUUCGUCUACUCAGCGGAAGUUUUCCCAUUAUCUCACCGUGAGGUUGGCAUGUCAUGGGCAGUGGCUACUAACAACUUCUGGGCUGUCAUUGUAGCACUUACUUGGCCACCUAUGGUGCACAUUCUAAAGCCUCAAGGCUCUUUUGCCUUCUUUGCGAUUCUCAACAUCGCCUGCUUCAUAGCUAUCUUUUUGUGCAUGCCGGAGACUAAGCAGAGGUCACUGGAAGAGCUAGAUGAGGUCUUCUCCAUUUCUACACGACGUCACGCAUCAUACCAGUUGAAGGAGGUUCUGCCCUGGUGGUGUAAACGGUACAUCCUACAACAGAAACAGGCACCUGAACCAAAGCUUUAUCGAUUUGAAAUGGUAGAGAAUAUUGAGUCGGGUUAG